CUCCAUGUCGGUGUCGUCUGCUGUCAUGAACGCAGCGGGCUGUGUGUACGUCUCUCAUGCAUGUGCUUCUGGCUGCCUCCGUCGUCCAUCUCUGUCUCCACAUCCUCGUUGUCACAUUAUGAGUCUUUGUGAUUGGCUUAUCUGCUGUCGGGGCUCAUGGUCCAUCUGUCACAUCCUCUACCAGAACUGGCUUCACCUCACUCUGCGGCUAUGGAGGGAGAUGUUUCACUGUAGCACCACUCACUCACUCACUCACUCACUCACUCACUCACUCACUCACUCACUCACUCACUCACUCACUCACUCACACACACACACACACACAUGUCACAGACACGGCGUCACAUCUGGCUGCUUUCUUCUGAGGCUUUGACUUUGAGGAGAAUGAACCUUAUCGUGUCUCCUGCUUAUCUUUACGAGUGCAGUGGCUCCUUAAAUAGCGUCCAGACAAAGCGGGUGUGUGGCUGUUGGGUCUGUCCACAGGAAGGUGGGGGCGUCUACUGCGUCUGCUGUAACCGUGAGUGAUAUUUGUGAGCUUGGUGGAAGUGGUGAGAACAGAGGGAGGAAGCGAUAGGGCAGAAAAAAAUAAAGGACAAAUGAAGAAAGAACGAGAGAGGAAGGAAAUGGUUUUGGAGAAACAAACCUUUGCCUGGACGCUGAAGCAGAACGAGUGAAGGCCUCCCACACAGAGCCAGUGCUGAGCUGAUCCCAGAUCAGCGUGUAGGUGGCUCGGCCGCACUCUCACCGCUCAAUGACCCACUCAGCUGCUCCAGAGACAAACGGAGCCCCGUGUAAUUUUAGCCUGAAGCCCGGUAGAUGUGAGCGUGUAAAGCCCCGUUCAGGCAGAAGCCUGUUGAUCCUGUUGCUGUUGACGGCUGCUUGUUUCCAGCUCUCUGCGGAGCUGCCUCCUGGCCAUGGUGUUUGGGUGUUUGCAGGACGAGGAGCUGCUAAACGCUUUCUGUGACUGGGAUCUUCUGCUGACAGCGUUUAAUUCACACGUCUGUGGGCUUUUCUCUGGGAAACAUUUCAACUCGUUGAACCAAUCAGUUUGAUUUGCUACAAGCGCUCUUACUUCACAGCUGGUGUUUCUGUGCUGUGUCAUUGAACUCAGCAGGUGUGUGAUGCACUGUAUUAGCUUAUACUGACGUUACAGCCUUAAAGGUGGAGUUUAUGAUGCCGCUGAUUGGUUCCCAUCUGCAUCUGGUUCUAAUUAUGAAGCGAUGUCUGUGGCACAAUGGGAAAAUUGGCUGAUUAUCAGCGAAUGGAGUGACUUUUUGAUCCAGGCAGUGACAGGGACGUCAUUCAGAACCUCACAUUAAAGCCGGUGACAGCUGUUCCCAGCACGGCUCCACUCGUCCGGCGUCGCUGGAGGAUCCAGGGAACGGAGGAGUCUGAGCUGUGCUUCUCCAGCACCUCCUGACGAUCAUCGUCCAACAUCAGAACACUGAAGGAAGAGCUCAGUGUUUGAGAUGAGGGUCCAGCGGGGAACAGCGUGGCAUCAACGCCUCCGCAGACCUAAACUCUGCUCUGCAGGCAAAGAUGGGUCCAUGAAAGCACCGUCAGUUCACAGAAUAUUUCUCAUUGAUGGACGGCUAGCCACAGCGGCAUGCGCUCGUACGUUUACCAGCAGAGCUCUGUGAUUGGCUCGCAGGCGGAGCACGCAGGGAUGCGGACGUACUACUUCAGCGCCGACACGCAGGAGGACAUGAACACGUGGCUGAGGGCCAUGAACCAGGCGGCGCUGAUGCAGAACCAGGGCCCGGCGCCGGGCAGGCCUGCUGACACGCUGAGCACGUGGCAGCAGGCUGUUCCUCAGACCAACCACGUGAACCACCACCGGACCAAGACCCAGGCGUCAGACUGUGGCGUCCCAGCGCCGAUGAUCCACGAGGUUCUGCUGGAGCCCGUCCACCGCGACGCUGACGAGCUCUGCAGCUUCCACAAAGACUCUCCUGCCUCCGCCGUCGGCAGCCCCGGCCUGGAGAUGGACACGCACACGUCGCUGCCCUCCAACCCCGCUCCCAUCACUCUGCUGCAGUCGCACCGCGUGUCGGCCUCGGCGCCCGUGUCCAGGGUCCCGUCGCGGGCGCCGUCGCGCGCCGCCUCCACGCUUCCCUCCAGCGUCUGCACGAGGAACGGCCUGGUGCAGACGCCCAGCCCCAUCCUGGAGCCCAACGGCAUCGCGGCGGGGACGUACCAGAGGGUCCCGGCUCAGCCCGCUGCCGACAGCAGCAAGCGGGUGCAGAGGAGAAGUGCUCUGGAGCAGGUGGAGCAGUGGGUCAAAGUGCAGAAGGCGGAGCUUAAAGGAGAGAACACCCUCCCUCGCCGCACGCCACCAACCCAGCACACCUUCACCUCCACCGACCUCUACCAGACGCUGCCGAAGACGCCUCGCCAAAGCCCCCCGCCGGGCCGGCUCGGCGAGUACAAGUACGCCCAGGACCGCCUGAGCCACUUCCGGCCCGUUCUGGAGCCGGUUGCCCCCGGCGCCAGCACCGUCUGGCAGCUGUACGAGUGGCAGCAGCGCCACCAGUUCCGGCACGGCAGCCCCACGGCCCCGCUCUACACCCCGGCCCCAGAGUACCCGUUCGGGCCCCGCCCCCCGUCCGCCGUGCCCGCCUCCUCGGCCCCCAGGUCCGACGGGUCGCCCCGCUGCGUGUCGGUGCCGCCAUCAGCGGGCGACCUCCCCCCACCGGGGCCUCCGCCGGGCGCCGGCCGGGCCCUGUCACCCAACCGGAGGCCUCACACGCCGGCGGAGCGGCUGACGGUCCGGCCUGUGGGCGACAGGUCAGCGGUGGACACGCCGUUCACCGCGUCCCCUCGGAGGAGCAAGUCCCAGCUGUUCAAGGCUGCGACUAUGGAGAGACGCUCGAUGCCUCCGUCUGGAUACAUCACCCACACCGUUAGCGCCCCGAGCCUUCACGGCAAGACGCCCGAGGAGCUCACGCUGCUCCUCAUUCAGCUCCGCCGGCAUCAGGCCAGGAUGGCGUCUGCUCGCCAGCACACGUUAGCGCGGCUCCAGCGGCUCGACAGUCCCACGGAGCCGUUCGGCGCCGGCCCCCUCCUCAGCGCCGGCCCCUCCCCCACGGCUCACCUCAGAGGUCACACCCAGGCUGAUGACACCUACAUGCAGCUGAAGAAGGACCUGGAGUAUUUGGACCUGAAGAUCAGAGCUCUAGAGCCCCUGAUCCUCGCAGUUCACAGUUUACUACUGCACUGCACUGCUGGGCCUCUCAGGCCCAUCAUGAACGUGGCCGGGAGUCAGACGCUGGGGAAGCCGGUCAAGGUUGCAGAGAGUGACGUGGAUGUGACGCUGAGUCGGUUAUGUGAGCAGGACAGGAUCCUGAAGGACCUGGAGACUCGGAUCAGCUCGUUGAAGGAGGACAAGGACAAGCUGGAGGGCGUGUUGGACGUGUCGCAUCAGCAGAUGGAGAAGUACCAGGAGCAACCAGCCCACGCUCACAAGAUCGCCUACCAGCAGAGGCUGCUGCAGGAGGACCUGGUCACCAUCAGGGCCCAGAUAUCCCGGCUCUCCACCGAGAUGGCGAGCGCCUGGGCAGAGUACAGCAGGCUGGAGCAGACGGUGGAGCAGCUGAGGACAGCGCUGCAGGCGCACAUGCAUCAGAGCAACACGACCCCGCAACAAAAAGUGGAAAUGAAACGGGAGCUGUGGAGGAUCGAAGACGUGAUGGCAGGUCUGAGCGCUAGCAAAGCCAACUACAAGGUCACCAUCGACUCAGUCCAGAACCCAGAGAGGAAAUUAGUGCCUUCGGUGUCAGAUCCAGCAGUGCCUUCCUCCAGCGCCGAGGUCCAGCCUCCGCCUCGCAGCUCCAUCACGCUGCCUCACAGCUCGGGGCCAAAGUGGGCCGAGGACGGCGCUCCGCCCCGCCCGCCGCUGCCCCGCCUCUACGACUACGAGGACACGCCGCCGGCGGUGCCGCCGCUUCCCAAGGAGGCCUCUGUGAUCCGCCACACGUCGGUGCGUGGCCUGAAACGCCAGUCGGACGAGAGGAAGCGGGACAGAGAGAGCGGGCAGUAUGUCAACGGGGACUACAAGGCUGAUUUGCGAUCUUACCUGAGUGAACCUGAGCUGCCAGGGAUGAGCCGCAGCACUGGAGCCGACGCAGACUUCCACUGCUUCCUCAGCAAAGGCUCCUCGUCUCGGCCGAACCAGUCCGACUACAUCUCGUCCUACGUGACCCUGAGGAGAGGUCCGGGCAGCUCUGUAGCCAGGGAGAGACCCAAAAGUGCCUUGGAGUGUGUGUCCUCGCCGCUCGAGGCCGUGCAGCCUCGAGGCCGGAUGACGGCGGAGGAGCAGCUGGAGCGGAUGAAGCGCCACCAGAAGGCGCUGGUGCGCGAGCGAAAGCGGAACCUGAGCCAGGGGGAGCGCGCGUCCGCGUCCACCUCCACGGCCUCCGCCCAGCGCUCCUCCUCCUGCAGGCUGCCGUCCGGCGCCGCCGACCCGCCGCCUGUGUUCGAGUGGCCGGUGCAGCGUCCGAGGACAGAAGGUCAGAGCGACGAAGGGAGGAGCCCAGUGAAGGAGAGGAGACGGCUCCACUCAAACGACUGGGUGACGGCGAAGGCGGCGCUCGUACGGGAGGCGGAUGUGGAGCCUCUGGACUACGACCUGGACAUCAGCCGAGAGCUGUCCAAACCGCAGAAGGUUCCGAUCCCAGAGCGCUAUGUGGAGUCAGAUCCUGAGGAGCCUCUGAGUCCAGAGGAGCUGGAGGAACGCUCCCGCCGGGCCGAGCGCAUCAAGAACCUCCUGGCCAGGUCCAGCGUCCAGAACAUCCAGCCUUCUGACCCGCUGGACUUCACGGAGCUGGACUCGGCUGUGCAGCAGCAGCAGAGGAUCAUGAACGUCUCCCACGUUCUGGCAUCAGAGGCCUCACGCAAGAGCAAACUGGUGGCAGGGACUGAGAGGCCGCAGACACUCGAGCUCAUCGGGUCCAGCCAGAGCAGCAGCGGAGCACGGAGCCGGCGCCUGCAGCGCGAGGCAGCGGCCGCUGCUUCCUACCGAGACCAAGCAUCGCUUUCAGCAGUUUUCCUUUGACUGAGUCUUUUGUAACUUUUUCUCUUUUAUGACUGACAAAUUGAAGCUUUAAAACAGAAUCACAGAAUUUUACUGCACUGCCAGUUUGUAAUUUAAUCACGAGUGAGUUUUUAACAUUUUACCUGUAACCUGUGUUUUCACGGCAGAAUGAAGCUGACGGGACGUAUUUAUUACAGCUUUAGAUUCAGCUGUAGCUUUUGUCAACAGCCUCACGAUGAUCAAUGUUUUAGUAAACGAGCUACUCAGAAUGAACCCCAGUGGGCGAUGGUGUUUGGGCCAGUAUGAAAAAUCACUGAACGGACAAAACAAUAUUAUUUUAACAGAUUUUUGCUGUGGAUUAUUUUUAUAUAUUUAAACAUAAGGUUUGUCUGAAUCACUUCCCAGGUUACAAACCAUCAAGUUUAUUAGUUUUAACCAAAGAUAUUUAUGAACAUUUGUGAAUGACAUUAUAACAAAAUAUGUAAAUAAGUAAUGUCAGAACGUGUUUGUGCUCAUAAACCAAACAAGUAACCAGCACUGAGACCAAACCUCCAUAGUUACAACACAAAGCUGGAACUUCAGCCACUGAGUCAUUGUUAAAGAAAAAUGUAAAUGAACUCAAGCUACGCAGAAAUAAAAAGUGACCAGAUCAACUGCUU
Betta splendens (Siamese fighting fish) is the source of this 5691-nucleotide messenger RNA. Its product is annotated as pleckstrin homology domain-containing family A member 7-like. Bases 1607 to 5053 code for a protein of 1148 amino acids. The transcript is spliced from 22 exons. Gene Ontology annotation, molecular function: protein binding. Lineage: Eukaryota; Metazoa; Chordata; Actinopteri; Anabantiformes; Osphronemidae. The record is from RefSeq and is a predicted model, not a curated record.